This is a messenger RNA of Plasmodium falciparum 3D7, 10044 nucleotides long. RefSeq lists its product as uncharacterized. The record is from RefSeq and is a predicted model, not a curated record. NCBI's taxonomy places the organism in Eukaryota, Apicomplexa, Aconoidasida, Haemosporida, Plasmodiidae.
AUGAAUAAUACAGGCUUGAAAUUUUUUGAAAAAGUGAAAAAAAUUGAAAUAAAGGAAAUUGAAAAAAAACUAAUAAAUAUUCACAAAUUGGUUUUAUGUAAUUUAGUUAGUUCAAAUAAUUUAUUAGAAAAAAAUAAAGAAAAUAUUUUAUUAUAUUGGAAAAAUUGUUGUUUAAAUGUAACAGAUGUAAAAGCAAAUGUAACCUUAUUUUUUGAAAAUUAUUAUGAGUACUUUACAAUAUAUAAUGAAACAAAUAUAUUAAUAGGAGAAUAUUUUAUAUAUUUAAUAAUAUAUUUUAGAAAUAUAAAAAUAAAAAAAAAUCCAUUAAAAGUUAUAAAUUUUUAUAUAUUUACCGAUACGAAUUAUUAUAAGUGGAAAGAGAAAUUAAUUUUUCAUUUUUUAAAAAAUGCAUUUGUUCAUAUAAAAGAUAAAAAAAAAGAAAACUAUUAUGAAGAUUAUUAUAAUUGUAAAACAUUAAUUAUUGAAUAUUUAAUAAAUAAUUAUCAUAUAUUUAAUAAUGAACAUAUAAAUAAAUUUUUUUAUAUUUAUAUAUUAAAGUAUAUUAAUGAUAAAUUAAAAAUUGCCUUUUUAAAAAGAAAUCAAAAUUAUUUAAAUAUCUAUGCAAACUUUUUAAUUACCUACCAAAUAAAUGCAACAAUAAAUUUUAUAUCUAAAGAAUUGUUGCAUAUUUUUUUUCUUAUUUCACAUAAUUUAAGAAACAUAUUAUCAAAUUUUCCAUUUGAUAAGGAUAUAUGUACACAUGUGUGUUUAAUAUAUCAGCAAGUUAAAUAUAUUAUAAUUGAUUAUGAGAAUAUAAUAAAUGGAUGGUUAAAUAAUAAAACAGGUUCUGGUACAUUAGAAAAUAUAGGAUCAUACAAAAUAAAUGGAAAUAAGAACAACAGAGAUAAUGUAAUUUACCAUAAUUAUAAUGAUAAUAAGGAACAUUUUUCUUCUUAUGACAUACCAAAUAAUUUUUCAGAAUUAAUAAAAAAUGAACAGGUAAAUAUAAAUCAUAAGGGAAACAGAGAUAUUAUAUAUAAUGAUCAUAUACAUGAUAAUAGUUCAAAUGAUCAUUUUAUUAAUGAUUUUACAUUUGAAAAUUUGAUAAAAUCAAAUGAUAAACUUAAAAAUGAACAGAAUUAUCCAAGUAUCGAAGAAUGCUAUGAACGUUUGGAACUCACAAAAAAUAUAAAAAAUUUAUUAAAUGAUUGUAAUAAUAUUAUUAACGAAAAAAAGAAAGAAAACCCUUUCUUAAUAUUGUGUAAAUAUAGAAGCAUUUUGAUUAUAAAAUAUAAAAAUGUAAAAAAUACAAAUAUUUUUGAAAAUUUCCAUUAUUUUCUCUUGUUUUUUAAAAUAAAAAAUUUAUUAUGUUCAAGUACGAGGAACCCAUUUUUUAUAUUUCUUUGUAUUGAGAGUAUAAAUUAUUGGUUACAAAAAAGUGAAAAGUUAAAUUAUGUUUUUGAACAAGGAAGUAAUAUUUGCAAUGAACAAAUGUAUAAUGGUAAAAUAUAUAAUGAUAACAAAAUAUGUAGUAAUGAAAACAAUAUAUGUAGUGAUGAUAACAAAAUAUGUAGUGAUGAUAACAAUAUAUGUAGUGAUGAUAAUAAAAUAUGUAGUAAUGAUAACAAUAUAUGUAGUGAUGAUAACAAUAUAUGUAGUGAGCGUGAACAAAUGAACCUUGAAGAAUUAUAUAAACAAAAUCAUUUAUAUAUGGAAGAAAAUAAAAUUAGUAAGGAACAUAUUUCAUCUAAUAAUAUAUAUGAUACUUUAAAGGAUAAUACAAAUUAUAUGAUGAAAGAAAUGAACGUUAUAUAUUCCAACACAUGUAACCCAAAUGAUGGUACAAUUAAAAUAAACAAGAAUAACAGAAUCAUAAAAAAUAAUGAAGAGGAGUUGAUAAGAUAUCAAGGUAAAAGGACAUUUAAUAUAAUAAAUUAUGAAAGUUAUAAUUUAAAUGAAGAUAUGGAAAAAUGUAAACAAAUAAUGUUCCAUAUAAAAUUAGAUGAAAAAUUAUUAAGUGCAGAAGAACCUUUAAAUAUUAAUCACAUAAAGUUAGAUUUUGAGAUUUUAACAUAUAAGGAAAAAAUAAUAUUUUUAAAAGAAUUAUAUAAUUUUAUUAUUAAUUCUAUUUUAAUGAUUUUAAAAAAGUAUUGUUGGUAUAAUAUAAAAAACAUAUGGAAUAGUUGUAUAAGUAUUUAUGAGUUUUUACUUACUAGCAAAAAAAAUAUAUGUAUAAAAAAUGAUAUAUAUCAACAUUUAACAUAUAUUAUUUUUAAUCAAGAAAAAAAAAGGAAAUAUUUAUGUCUGUCUUUAUUAUUAAAUUAUUUUAAGAAUUCUAUGUGUGAAAAAAAUAUAUUGGAAUAUCUAUUUUAUUGUUUCUUUCGAAAUGAUGAGUAUUUUAUGGCUAGUUUAUUUGAAUUAAUAAAACAAUGCAUUAAACAUAUCUUUGUGCAUUCUGAAGAAAAAUAUUUAUUGUAUUAUAUUUUUAUCAAAAAUAUUUUACUAACAGAAGAUUUAUUUAUGAAAACAUUUUAUGUAAAAAAAUUUAUCGAGCUUUUUUACAAAAAUGAUCAUAAUUAUGUGUCCUUUAUUCUUAAUAAAGAAUAUUUCAAAUUAAAAGAUUAUCUUGAUCCAGAAUAUGGAAAUAAAAAUGAAAUUGCCUUAAAAGAUGAAACAAUAAAAUUAAAUUAUAAUUUUGAUCAUGUUCAAAAACAAAAUUAUGCAAUACCAAAAGAAAAAAACAAUUUUAUUAUGUUAUGGGAUGAAAAUUACAAAUGUUCGAAUAAUGUGAUGAAUAAAAAUUAUUUUGAAUUUAUAAAUAUUCAUCUAUUUGAAAAAGAAGAAUUAUGUCAACUAUUUUUUUUUAAUGAAUUUAUAGAGAAAAAGGAUGAUAAUAUUUUCUUGAAUUAUAAAAUUAUAAAUUUAUAUAAACAAAAAGAUAUUGUUAUAAAUAUAAGUGAAGAAGAAAAAAAAAAAAAAAAAUUACAAAGAUAUGGUUUAUAUAAUUUCCAUUCAAUUGAAAAUAUAAUGUACUUAGAAUUAUACACCUUAUGUACUUUAAGAAGGAAUCAGGAUUUACAAAUUGUUAAUUAUAAAAAUGAUUAUUUUUAUCAACUUAAUAAUGAUAUUUUAUUAAAUGUGAAGACUUUAAAAAAUUUAUUAUAUCAUUCAAAUGAUGAAGUUAUCUUAUCUAUUUUAACAUUCAUAUGUGAGAACAAAUAUUUAAAUAUUUGUGAUUUGUAUUUAUUUCUAAAUUUUUUAAAUGUAACUAUAACGGAUAGUUCUAGGGCUAGUAGAGAUUCAUAUAGAAAAUAUAUUUCUUUAUUUUUUGAAAAAUUUUUUAUAUUUUAUCAAAGAAUGAUAGAAUUGGACAAGAAGAACAAGAAUAAGAACAAGGAAAAAAGAAAAACAAGAAAUAUACAAAAAGAAAAAAAAAACGAAAUAGAAAAAGAAAACGAAAUAGAAAAAGAAAACGAAAUAGAAAAAGAAAACGAAAUAGAAAAAAAAAACGAAAUAGAAAAAAAAAACGAAAUAGAAAAAGAUAAAGAAAACGAUAUAGAAGUAGAAAUAAAAAUAAAUGUUCAUAUACAAAUUGAAAAAAAAAAGGACAAAAUAAAUAAUCAUAUUAACCUUAUAAGAGAUAAUAAAUUGAAUAAUAUCAGUGUGUGUAAUUCAUCAGAAAAAAGGGGAUCAAAUGAUAAUGCAUUAGAUACUUUAUAUAAUGAAUCCUUUUGUGAACAUGUUUCACAAAAGAAGAAUUAUACAAAUAUUUAUGCAAACAUUUUUACAUUUCUUUAUGGUAACAAUAUAUUUUAUAAGAAUAGGGACCAUAUACAUAGUAAAGAUGCUUUUAUAGAAAAUAGUUAUUUAUCUUGUAUGUGCUACUUACCUAAUGAUAAAUAUAUAAAUGAUCAAAAUUAUUUGUUUUUAUACGAUUCUUAUUUAAUGAAUAUAAUAUUUCUUUUAUUUAAAAGUAUAAAUAAAGAUAUGUGUAUUGAAUCUUCUAUAUAUAGUGCAGAUAUUUUAAAUAUAAUAUUUCAGUAUUGUUCAUAUUUUGAAAAUAUAAAUUUUCUAUUUUUCCUUUUUAAUAUAAAAACAACAUGGAAAGAAUUAUACAUCAUGUCAAAGCAAUUAUUUUUUAAAACUGUAAGUAUUAUUUUAUUAAAGAAGCAUAAGUUUAUAUCAUUAAAUAAUUUAUUUUUACCACUUAUACAAUCGCAUAAGCAAGUCGAUCAUUCCUUUUUUGCAUUUUUAUUACGAAUGUGUUUUAUGUCAUUAAAUAAGAUUAAUAAUAAUUUCUUUUUACUAGACCAUCUUAAUGAUAAUAAUAAAAAUAUGGUAUUUUUGAAAGACCAUAUUAAUAUAAAAUUUAAUAAAACGGAAUAUAUUUGCGGAACUGAUUUUUUUUGUCAUUUUAUUGAUAAACAUAUGGAUAUAUUAAAUAUUAAAAAAAGUAAUAUGUAUAUGAUUAAUUAUAUAAACUACUUAUUUGGAGGAAAUGAUAAUAUAUAUACCAAAAAUAUAAAUAUUGUUAAUAGUAGUUGUAAUAAUAAUUGUAUAAACAAAAAAAUUCCAUCUUAUAAUAUACAUUAUGAUAAUAUUAAUGAAUAUAGUAAUAUUUUCCUUACUCCAAAAAAUAUCCCUUUGUACAUAUUACAAAAAUUUAUAUCCAGAAUUAAAAAGGAACAUAUAAUAAAAUUAACAAAACAUAAAGAUAUAGAAAAUAAUUGCAUGUACAAAAUAGCAUAUUAUAUUAAUGAAUUUAUUUUAUAUUUAAUAGAAAAUACACAAUUUAAUAAAAUGUUGGAUAUGUCUACCUAUUAUAAAUUUGAUGAAAUAAAUUUAUGUAAAUUAGAAACAUAUUUAAAUUAUGAUCAGAUGAAAUUAUAUGAAUAUAUAAAAAAUGAAGAUGAAGAAAUUAGAAAUAAUUAUUAUUUAAUAUUAUUAAAAAUAUAUAUAUGUAAUAUAUUAUAUUAUGUUAUUAAUUAUUUAAAUUUUCUUUUUUUAAAUAAUUCCAAAAAUUUCUUUUUUGAUUGUAGAGGACAUUUAAUAUUUGAAAAGGAAAAUGAGAAAGAGGCAACUUCCAUUAUAAUAUGGUUAUCCAUAAAGUAUAUAUGUUCUAUGAUAACAUCUAUUGUUGACUUUUGUUUUAAAUAUAAUCUCACACGUGAUCUAAUUUUGAAUGAAGAUAAAUAUAUGAAUAUCUGUCAAAAUAUAAGAGAUAAUGAAGAAAUCAAGAAAAAAAACAAGAAAAAAAACAAGAAAAAAAAACAGAAAAACAACAAGAAAAUAGAAGAAUCGUGCCCUAAACAUGAUGAAUCGACAACUAUAAAACAAAAUGAUAAUAAUAAAGAAGAAAAACCGAAUAAAUCUAUAACAUUUUUUAAUAAUGAGGAAGUACAUUUUAUAAUUCAGAAUCUUUUAUGUUUAUUAUUAUAUUCAAAACAUGUAGCUUGUCAGCAAUAUUUAGCUGAUUGUUUACUAAAUAUCUGUAGAAUUAUUGUUUUAAAAAGUAAUGAAGAAAUGCAAUCUAUUCCUUUGUUCUAUAUAUAUAUCAUUUUGCAUAUUUUCAAAAAUGAAAAUAUAAAGAAGGAAAACCGGAUAAAUCAUGAUAACUCGUGUGUAACUAGCUCCAAUAAAAAAGACGAGAAAGAUAAAAAUUUAACAAAAAAUGAUAAUUUGGAAGAAUCACAUAAGGACAUAGAAAAAAGGGAGGAUUUUUCUAUUAUACAAGAAAAGGGUUUAUGUGCAAUUAAUAAAGUGGAUAACGAAAUAGAUGAUAACAUGAACAAUAAUAUGUAUAGUAAAAAUAAAAGUUAUAGUAAUGUUGAUAGGUAUAAUAAUAGCGACAAUGCUUAUUAUGAUGAGAAUUUAGAAACAUUGAAUCGAAUCAUUAAUAAGCUCAAUAAUAUACUGAUGUUAUCAGAAGAAGAAAAUAUGGACAUCAAUGAUAUACUUUCCAUGAAUUUUAUAAAACAUGGAAAUAAAAUAAAUAUACCAAAGAAUUUACAAAAUGAUAAUAAUUUAGAUAACGAUAGCACGUCUGAUACAGAUAAUACUAGUUAUUAUAAUUACAACUUUAAUAUGAAUAGAAAGCUGCAUAUGCUUAUAUUAGACAGUAAAAGAAUUAAUAUAAAUUUUUUAAGAAAAUCAAAUAAUAUGUGCUUAGCUUUAGGAUGUUUAACAAAAUCAUAUAGAAUAAAAGAACAAUAUAUAAUAUAUAAUUUUAUUAUAAAAAUUAUUUUAAAUUAUUUAUAUAAUGGUAAUAACCAAUAUAAAAAGGUUAUUUGUUUAAAUAUAAUAAAACAUAUAUAUACUACUAUAGAUAAUAAAACAUUAUAUGAAUAUAUUAACGACAUAUAUAAUAUAUCCUUAACAUAUUAUAAAAGUGAUUUAUUUUCAUUAAAGAAUUCAAGUACCUCUUUAUAUAAUAUAUUGACCAAAAGAUUAUUAUCCAAGUUAAAUUCUUCAUAUCAUGUAUCUUCAAAUAUGUAUUAUUUCUGUACAGGUAGUAAAAAGAGAAUAUUCAAAAAUAUUAAUUUAACCGUUUUUGAUAUACUUAAUUCUAUUAAUUUAUUAAAAGUAUUUUUAAAUGUGUUUAUUAAAAAAUGCAAACUUUUAACUAAUCAUUUUAUUAAUCAAAAUGAAUGUAAGUCUUAUUUUGAUUAUUCAAAUUUCUUUGCUGAGUUUAUACCCAUUUUAAUAUUUCUUUCAAACAUAAUAAUAUUUAAUAAUGAUGAUUAUUUUUUAUUAAAAAGUAAUAAAGGAGAUUUAGCAUCCACUAAUAAGAUACCCGAAUUUUUUUUUAAGAAUGAAAAGAAUAACAAUAGUAUAUAUAAUGAAGAAAAUUUAAUCGAAAAAAAAUAUAACCCUGAUAAGGAAAAAUAUGAUGAUUAUAAUAAUGUUAAUGUAAAUAAUAAAAAUGAUACAACAAAUGAUUAUAUAAAUAGUAACAUAAAUAUAUAUUUCAUUUUCUGUGAUUAUUUAAAAAAAUUAUUUAGAUAUGGAAAUUAUUUUGUACAAGUUUUAGUAUGUAGAAUUAUAAUUAAUGUCUAUUUGCAUAUAUAUUUAAAAUUGAAAAAAAAAAAUGUGAUUUUUAAUUUUUUAAAAAAAAUUCUUAUAAAUGUGAUAAAAAGUGAAAUAAAUGAAAAAAAUAAUAAUCAUCAUAAUAGUAGUAGUAACAAUAAUCCUUAUCUCCUUUUAUUUAUCGAAUUUAUUCGAAGGAUAGAAUUUCAAUAUUUAAUUGAAGAAAAUAAAAAAAAAUUUAGGAAAAUAUUUUUUCAGUUUUUGUACCUCUUUUUAAAAAGCAACUCAUAUACAGAAAAUUUGUUAAUUCUCCAAAUAUUAAAUAUUUUAUAUAACAAAAUAAGUAUUUGUAUAAAUAAAAAUAUUGUUAUGUUAUUAUACAACAAGUUAUUAUCAUAUAAUAAUGAUAUGUUCAUAUCUGUAUUAGUUAAUGAAUUGUUAAUAAAAAUAACCAAAACGGUGAGUAAUUUGGUGUGUCUUUUAGAUUUAUAUAUGUAUAAUAAGAAUGAAGUUUUUAUUGAGUCUCUUUUGUACAAUUGGUUUUUGAAUAUAAAACGAAAUGAAAAAAAAAUGUUCAAGGAAAAAGAAAAUAGUUUAAGUAACACAUCAAAUUAUUCUUCUUUUAAAUUUUUAUAUGAAAAUUGUCAUAAUAAGGAAUAUCCUUUUUUAUAUAUAUUAAAAAAAGACGAUAUAAAUAUGAACGUAUGUUAUAAAAAUAGAGUGAAUAAUAUACAACAAUAUAUAAAUGAGGUGGGCUAUGAAAAAUUAGAUGAGAAUAUAUAUAUAUAUAUUUAUUUAUUAUUAUUUGAGAUUAUUGAUAUAUAUAAAAAUAAUAUGAAAAUAAAAAAAUAUUGUUUCAAAAUAAUAUUAUCAGCUGUUGAAUAUAUAUCUCUUGAAAACUUAGUUAUAUUUGAAAAAAUGAAAUCAUAUUAUAUAGAAAAUAUACAUAGUCAUUAUUUAGAUAAGUAUAUUAUAUCAUAUAGUUAUCUUAUUUGUUUAAAAUAUUUUAAUAAAUAUAUGAAACAACAGUAUUGUAAAAAUGAAACUAUGAAUCAUGUUUCAAGAAAUCAUUUUAUACAAAGUAUAUAUGAUUAUAUUAAUGAAGAGAAGAAGAAAUAUAUAAAAUUAUCUUUACCAAAUGGAAAUAUUCAUCAAAUUGAUAUUUUUAAUUAUGUAUAUUUUUAUCAACUCAUUUUUAUGAAUUUUUUUUCCUUAUUAUAUAAUAAAAAUUCUUCAACAUAUGCAAAAUGUUUUGUAAAUGCAUUUCUUAAUUAUGGUAUUAUUGAAUAUGAUGCUGAGCAAAUAAAAAAGAAAGAAAAUAUUCAUAAAAUAGAUAAGAGGGUAUUAUUACCACCAGCAUCUUUCAUGAGAUAUAAAGAAAUUAAAAAAGGAAAGAAAAACAAUUAUAAAAAGGGACAUAUUGGAAGUGAGAAUAUUAGAAUGGUUAAAAAUAAUGUGUCAAAUAUUUAUGAGGAAAAGUUUUUAAAUAAGGAAAGUAUCAUAAUGAAAAAUAGUUAUAGUGAUGAUAAUAAUCAUAAUAAUAAUAAUAAUAAUAAUUAUAAUGAUAAUGAUUGUAGUAGUGCCUAUCAUAUGUUGGACAGCAAUUUAAAAUAUUUCAAAUGGUAUAAACAGGAACAACACAAAAAUAUAAAAAAAAUGGUACAUAAUAAAAUAGCAAAUCAAAAUAUAACAUUCGAUAUGAUAUAUAUAAAAAAUCCACUAAAAUAUGUCAGAAGCUAUAAUUUAUUCACAAGUUUUUUUAUUGUAUUAUAUAGUUGUCUAAUAUAUAUGUUAAAUGAUGAAAGCGAAUUAAUUAGAUAUAAAACCAAAAUUAGUGUCUUAUCAUUUAUGAAAAGAAAUGUAUUACAUUUAUCAAAGAAUGUUAAUUAUAUUACUUGUUCUGAAUUUUUUAUAUAUUAUAUUAUAAAACAUUAUAAAGAUAUAAGCUCAUCUAUUUUAAUUUUUUGUAUUAAUCAAACGAAACCUUGCAUUAAAGAUGAACAUUAUUAUAAACCAUUGAAAUUAUUUGAUCAAGAAAAGUAUAAUUUGUUUAUUAAUAAUAUAUCCUUGAAUCAUUUGUUUCUAUUCUAUUAUAUAUAUAAUAUUAUAGAUAUUAUGGACACGGGUGAGAAUAUUAUAAAGCAAAAAAAUGUUGUUAAUAAUUUUCAGCAAGACCAUAAAAGGAUUAAUCAAAUAAAUACUGAACAUGAUAUCAUAAAUAGUUUUUAUAAUAAUAAUAUUCAUUGUGUUAAGUCUUUCGUUCAACCACCUACUGAACAUAAUAAUAAUUUAUUAUAUCAAGAAGACACUAGAGAAUAUUUUGAGAAUAAAGAAAAAGAAGGAGUUAUUAAUUUUUUUACAUUCCUUGAUACUAUGGAUAAUCAAAAAAAAGAAGUAUUUAUAAACAAUAUAAAUAUUAAGAAUUUUAAACAUAAUAUACAUAUACGUAAUAUUACAAUAUAUAAGAAUAAUUUUGAAUUAUUGAAAUAUAGACGUACAUGGAAAAAUAUUAUGAACGAAUUAUUGUCGUUCAAUCAUACACCUUUUAAUUGUAGUAAGGAAAAUAAUAAUUUGCGGAAUGAAAAAACUUUUAUAGAAAUUAUUAUAUCAAUUAUAAAAAUGAAAUAUAUUUCAGAAAUUAAAAAAAGUUUAGAUGAUUAUAUACAUCUUUUUUGUUUUAAUAAUAAAGUAGAUUUCUUUGAUUCAAACAUUAUUAUUUGUUUUACUAAUUUAAUUAAUAGAAUAAUUAUUUUAAUAAUUAAUAUAUAUCUUUUCUUUAAUAAACAAAAUAUUAUACUUCAUUAUUAUAAUAGUUUUUUUUAUGAUGAAAUAAAGAGUAUUAAAGGUAAAGUACUAUCUAUUUAUAAUAAAUUUGUUUUAAGAAAAUAUGAAAUUAAUCCAUUUCUAUUAAAAAAUAUGAAACUAUCAUUACACUUACUCAGUAGCUCCUUUUUAAAAAAUGACCAUUUUUUUUGUGAUAUAUAUAAAUUUUUAUAUUCUUUGAAAAAUUCUAUAUAA